GUGCGCGCUGAGGUCACACGCCGGCGAGGCGGAAGUGGCUGCAGCCUGCGGUGUCCAAGGCACUUUACAUGAAUGGGAGAAACUCUUCCCCUACCACUGAAAUGCAUCCACUUCUGGGGUGCAACAUGGCAGCUGUUUAACAGUGCACAGGAAUGCUGCACAGUAGUAUAGGAUGGAAUGUGAGGAGGAAUCCUGUAUCCAGACAAACCUACAGGAGGGAUUUAAGGAGGCAGAUUAUAAUUACCUGACCUGGAGUUUGGCCAGGACGCAAGUUAAUGGAUUUUUUGACAAUGGUCCAGUAGCAGACACUGACUCUCGCAGCCACCUGUCCAGAUAUGGCAGUUUCCACUGGAUCUGUGAUCGUCCCAGACUGGCACAAGUCCCCAGAGGGCAAAGAGUACCUGGCCACCAUCCUGCGGAAAAACAAGCGGAAAUUCUUUGGGCUGAUUGAAAGGCCAGUGCUCCCCCCGCAGAUGGCCGCCGACACUGCCAGCUAUAAGAUUUUUGUCUCUGGGAAAAGCGGCGUGGGUAAAACCGCAAUGGUGGCCAAGCUGGCUGGCCUGGAGGUGUCCAGUGCACAUCAUGAAACAACAGGGAUCCAGAAGACGACGGUAUAUUGGCCGGCCAAGCUGAGGGACAGCGGCAGGGCACUCAUCUUCAGGUUCCAUUUCUGGGACUGCGGAGAAGCAGCUCUAAAGAAAUUUGAUCACAUCCUACCUGCCUGCAAGGAGAAGGCAGAUGGCAUCCUCUUCCUCUUUUCUUUCACCGACCGCUCAUCCUUCGACGACCUCCCCAGCCAGAUCUCCCGCGUCACGGAGGGAUCCGAAAACUUCGUCAAAAUAGUGAUUGGCUCCAAUCAGACCUCCCAAGCGGGAGCCAAGCUCGAGGAGCCCAGCGGCGCUGGGGAACACGCACGAUCCUGGGUGGAGCAACUGCCCCGUCUUCUGUGGGUGGCGUCUCAUCGGGGCCACUCACAUGGGCAAGACUCAUCUUGUAGGCGGAGCUUGGAAGAGCACCUCCAUCUUUUCCCCCCUCGAUGGGACCCCGCAGUCAGGCUGUUGGAGGAUGACGGGGGUGGGUGUGACUGGGGUCCCGUGGGGCAGAGUCCCUGGUUCUGUCUCAGGUUUCCUGUAGCACCCAUCAUGCCAAUCGCUUACCUGUAGAGCCACAUGCCGCUCUCGUGCACUGCCUGGGUGUGGGUGGCACUCGGGGCAAGCAGAGAGCUGGGCAAAUGGGCCCGUGCUGCCAGGAGCCCUUCCCCUUGUCCAAGCAGCCAGCGGGGAGGAUGGCGAGAGAGGAAGGACUCAUGUGCCCCCUCCUCCCGUCAGGAAGGGGGGAUAUUGGGCCCAGUCUAGACUUGGUGGUGACCCCAGGCCGGAAUGUGGCCCAUCGUGUUGGGUGGAGCCAUGCAGUGGUUGUGGUGUGUUGACCCGGUGGCGCACCGUGCGGGCGUCCUGUGCCAUGAUGAGUGCUGGCUCCUUGACGGUGCCCACCCAGGUUCGACCAGUUCAUGCACACCGACGUCACAGAGCGGGACCUGGCCGAGUUCCGGCGAGCCUGGCGCCUGCCCGUGCUGCGGAUGAAGAGCGUGAACGGGCCCCGGCUGGCCGACGGGCGCACCCUGGACGGCCGUGCUGGGCUGGCGCAUGUGGCGCACGUGCUGAACGGGCUGGCGGAGCACCUCUGGUACCAGGACCAAGUGAUCGCUGGCCUCGUCCCAGCACCGCAGCCUGGCACAGAGGAGACGUCCCUGUGCUGAAAAUCAGCUCCCCAAAAACUCAGGAUGCAGCCGGCAGGUGGAGCCAGAGGCCUUUCAAAGGUUGGUUUGGUGGGACUCUGCUGCAGCCAUGUAAGGACCAGCUCUAGCCUCCAGAUCUGGGAGCCCCCGGCCCCCACUGGCUCUAGCAUCACAGAGGUGCCCUGCUCGGCACUGCCAUCACGCAAACCUGCGGCCAACUUGAUCUGGGGACCUUUGUUUCUGGGAGUCCUGCCCUGAGACAGGACAGGCCCGAUUUCCAGAGGAGCUAAACGCCCCCAGCUGACACUGACAUGACUUGGGAUCAGAGCACCACAGCCCCAAGCCUCUCACGGCAAGUACCCAAAAUCACUGACCACUCCCGGCUUUAGCUUUGAUCUGAGCCAGUCCAGAAGAGCUCCAGCCUGCAUGCUCCUUCCUCCAUCCCUGUAGCUAACCAGGAUGGCAGCAGCAUCCCGGGUGACAGGCCACAGGAGCCACUGGAGGCUGGCACUAGAGGAAGCACUUUCUGCAGCGUUGUUUGGGGCUGGGGAGUUUUGCAGCUCUGGGGUAGGGCGUGCCUCAGCACUGGAGUGCCAAGGCAACAAGGCGAGCUGGGUGGAUCGUAGCCCACUGUGCAUUUGGACGUGGCAUUGCUAAACAUAUUGUUCGGCUGCACGCACUUCUGAAGCUCCCAUCACCUUAGUAUCUGGGCUGUCUCAGGGCUCAGAGGAGCUCGUACGGUCACUUUCAAGGUUAUUAAACAUUGAUAGCGCCUGUCAUAGAAUCAUAGAAUCUCAGGGUUGGAAGAGACCUCAGGAGGUCAUCUGGUCCCACCCCUGCUCAAAGCAGGACCAACCCCAACUGAAUCAUCCCAGCCAGGGCUUUGUUAAGCCGGGCCUU
Molecule: messenger RNA, 2638 nt
Organism: Chelonia mydas (Green sea turtle)
Lineage: Eukaryota; Metazoa; Chordata; Testudines; Cheloniidae
Gene: CPLANE2
Product: ciliogenesis and planar polarity effector 2
Exons: 7
Coding region: 336-1163 (275 amino acids)
Molecular function (GO): GTPase activity; GTP binding
Source: RefSeq, a predicted model, not a curated record